UCAAAUCUUGCAGUGGGUGCUUGUGGAGACGUCGUUUCUGACGUAUAUAUGCCACCGUCCAUUACGUCUUCUAAGGAUACCGAUGAAGCGUGUUCGGAUGUCUUCAAGUUGGAUUCGACGGCUCUCAACAAACAACCCGAGGAAGUAUUUGACAUAGUUGGAAAACUAGGUGAAGGUUCAUAUGGAUCAGUGCAUAAGGCAGUUCACCGGGAGUCCGGCCACACUUUGGCUAUCAAGAAAGUACCAGUUGACACGGAUCUACAGGAAAUCAUCAAAGAAAUAAGUAUUAUGCAGCAAUGUGACAGCAAAUAUGUCGUGAAGUAUUACGGGUCCUACUUCAAAAACUCCGAUUUAUGGAUUGUCAUGGAAUACUGUGGCGCCGGCUCAGUAUCUGAUAUAAUGAGGCUGAGACGAAAAACUCUGACAGAACAAGAAAUGAGUGCUGUUCUGAGAGACACCAUCCAGGGUCUUCGUUACCUUCACGAUCUGAAGAAGAUUCAUCGCGAUAUAAAGGCCGGAAACAUUCUUCUGAACACUGAAGGUCAAGCGAAGCUAGCAGAUUUCGGUGUAGCCGGCCAGCUGACGGAUACCAUGGCCAAGCGGAAUACUGUAAUUGGCACACCUUUUUGGAUGGCUCCGGAAGUCAUUGAAGAAAUAGGUUACGACACGAAAGCUGACAUCUGGUCGCUAGGAAUUACUGCCAUUGAAAUGGCUGAGGGUCGACCUCCGUAUGCUGACAUCCAUCCAAUGCGCGCAAUUUUCAUGAUUCCCACAAAACCUCCGCCAACCUUUAAAAAACCGGACGAAUGGAGUCCGGAAUUCAAUGAUUUUAUUAAGCAAUGCUUAGUCAAGAAACCGGAUGACCGCAAGACGGCCUCUCAAUUAGUUGAGCAUAGCUUCAUCGUCAACGCUCCAGGACCCGAAGUUCUUCAAGCGAUUAUAAGAGAUGCCAGUGAGAUACAGCUGAAUAAUAAGAAUGCACCACCAGCAGAACCAGAAGCUGCAACUAUCAUCGGGACGCAGAUGGAUGGAAAAACGCUACUGACUGGAAACAACGAUCAAACUUUGGUCGAAAAUCCUGCCGCAGCUGACCAGUUCCUGACCGCUUUGAGUCUCAAGUCUCAGAUGGAAUCUCUUCGUAUUGGUGGACAAAUCCCAGGGUCAGUAUUAGGUGCUCCACCACCAUAUCAGAAAGCUGGUUCACUAGUUGAAAAGCCCGAGUACCAGAUGACAACUACGGAUACACCAGUUGGAGAGUCUGGAUCGUCAACAAACUCGAGUAUAUUAAAUACUGAAGCCGAGUAUGAAAAUCGCUUCCACAAGUCCAUGGCUGAUGGCGACUACGAAUUUCUGAGGGAGCUCUCAUUGGAUGAGUUACUGCGACGGAAAAACAAUCUUGAAGCGGAAAUGGAUGAAGAGUUGCGGGAGUUGCAGAGGAGGUAUCAAACGAAACGUCAACCAAUAUUGGAUGUGAUUGCCGUGAAAAAGAAUAGAAAUGCGAACUAACAGUCACUGGUCACUUGAAGAGGUGUUAAAGAAAAAGGAACCUUGCAUUUUCUGAGUACUUUGUCAUGCUAAUUGCUUAUCAAGUCAGGGAAAAGAAUGCCAUUGCACCUUAUUCUUGGAUGACUACUAAUAAUGAAACUUCGCAUCAUCUAUUUGUUGCUAAGCGAUAUUUUGAACAUUUCGAAGAUGGGUUACGUUUGUAUAGAUUUCAACUGCAUAUAUUAUGUACGCUACAUGAAUGCCCUAAUGAUAAAUACAUAUCUUUAACAAGCUAAACAAAUG
Molecule: messenger RNA, 1788 nt
Organism: Cylicocyclus nassatus
Lineage: Eukaryota; Metazoa; Nematoda; Chromadorea; Rhabditida; Strongylidae
Source: the annotation of a GenBank genome assembly